Molecule: messenger RNA, 2520 nt
Organism: Cyprinodon variegatus (sheepshead minnow)
Lineage: Eukaryota; Metazoa; Chordata; Actinopteri; Cyprinodontiformes; Cyprinodontidae
Product: gap junction gamma-1 protein-like
Exons: 5
Coding region: 398-1549 (383 amino acids)
Biological process (GO): cell communication
Cellular component (GO): connexin complex
Source: RefSeq, a predicted model, not a curated record
UCUCCUUUCUGUCCUCUCUUUCGGGGCCCCCGACACACGGGGUCAGAGCGGGACCGGAUGGGCUCGUAGCGGACACCGGUUCGGACGUCAAUGAGAGAAAGGGAGAGGGAGAGCGCGCGCGCCUGAGGGAGCGUUAAUUAGAACAACCUGGUGAGGCAAUUAGGCGCGAGGAGAGAAGAGCGGAGCGGAGGGGGCACGCGGUGAGUGUUUGGCACCAACAAAACUCACUUCAGACUCGUCAGCUUCGUCUUCUGCUCAGGUUAAAGCUUCCUGCAGGUUUUAGGGUGUACAAAAAAACUUUUUACAUAGUUUUGCAUUUUUUUAAGUUUUUUUUUUUUUCUGGACAGUCGUAAAGAGAUAAUUUUUUUUUUUUUAGUGCUUCUGGUUCUUCGACACCAUGAGUUGGAGUUUCCUGACGCGUCUGCUGGAUGAGAUCUCAAACCACUCCACCUUUGUGGGAAAGAUCUGGCUGACUGUGCUCAUCAUUUUCCGCAUCGUGCUGACGGCCGUCGGUGGCGAAACGAUCUACUACGAUGAGCAGAGUAAAUUUGUGUGUAACACCCAACAGCCCGGAUGUGAGAAUGUGUGCUACGAUGAGUUUGCUCCACUUUCGCAUGUCAGAUUCUGGAUCUUUCAGGUUAUAAUGAUCACCACCCCCACCAUCAUGUAUCUUGGUUUUGCCAUGCAUAAGAUAGCUCGCAUGGACGACUCGGAGUACCGCCCGGUUCGCAACAGAAAGAAGAGGAUGCCUAUCGUCAGCCGUGGGGCAGUGCGGGACUAUGAGGAAGCAGAGGACAACGGGGAGGAGGAUCCAAUGAUAUCUGAGGAGAUUGAACAGGACAAGCCAGAAAAAACUGAAAAAGGUACCGAAACAAAACACGAUGGCCGACGACGGAUUCUGCGUGAUGGCUUAAUGAAACUCUACGUUUGCCAACUCCUGUGGCGCUCUGCCUUUGAGAUCGCAUUCCUCUUUGGCCAAUACGUCCUCUACGGUUUUGAUGUAACAGCAUCCUAUGUCUGCUCUCGGCCUCCCUGCCCACAUUCUGUGGACUGUUUCGUGUCCAGACCUACUGAGAAAACCAUCUUCCUGCUGGUGAUGUACGUCGUAUCCUUACUCUGCCUGCUCCUCACCGUCCUCGAAAUCAUCCAUUUGGGUAUCGGCGGAAUACGCGACACCUUCCGCAGGCGCGCCUUGCUCAACUCCCAGCGUCGGCCGCGUCCGCCCUCAUCCCGCUCCCUGCCCACGGCUCCCCCAGGAUACCACGCCACCAUGAAGAAAGAAAAGCUGAGGGACUUGCCGAUGGGCGAUUCCGGGCGAGAGAGCUUUGGAGACGAGGGCCCUUCGUCCAGGGAACUGGAGCGGCUGAGAAGGCAUCUGAAGAUGGCGCAGCAGCAUCUGGAUCUUGCAUACCAAGCAGAUGAAGGAAGCCCCUCGCGCAGCAGCAGCCCGGAGGUAAACACAACUGUACAGACAGCUGCUGAGCAGAACCGCCUCAACUUCGCACAGGAGAAGCAAGGAGAGUCUAGUGAGAAGGGAAUACGUGCCUGAGCGUGCUUCCAGCCUCAGAAGUCUUGUCCUUCCAUUCCUACUGGCCUUAAAUGUUUGGGGGGGGCACACAUGGGGACAGUCGGACCACUGAGGAAGACCAAAGCGUGUGUUGGUGUGUGAAUGUGUCGGUGUGGAUGAAAGAGUUGUGCCUUUCAGUAUUGGUGGUCAUUGCAAAGCAAAAGUGCUGCUGACUGAAUUUGUGUGACACUAAACUUGAAAGCCUGCUACGUCUGGAGUUUUUCUUCUUGCCAAACAUAAACUGUGCCUUCAGUUAAGCCCAGAUCUUUCAAAUAUCCUGUUUCUUUGUAACCAUGCAAUAGUCCUAAUCCAGCUUACAUUUUAAAAGCUCCAUAUUUAUCUGGCUGAGCCAACAGUUUGCCUUUUUUGUGAAUUGUGACUGAGUGUUGAGGCUUGUUCUAUGAUUGUUAAAGAGCUUAGCCUCAGGGUAUGUCAGUUGGACUUUGUGCAUUGCUUUUAUUUUUCCUGGCAAGGUUUGCUUAACCCAUGCUGGCUAAGUCGACAGAACUGGGUACUGGGGUUCCUGAACCAUAGAAAUGUCCAAUUGGCCAAAUAAUAUACCUGGGCAAUGCUUGAACCCUUAACUAAUGGGAAAUGUUUUGUUUUUUUUCUUUUAAAAUAAAUAUCAUUUUACCAGCUUUCAGCUUCAGAAGUAGAAUGUAGGAGAGUUCAGCCAAUUAGUUCCAAGAAAGAUGGGUUGUUUUCCCAUUAUCAGUUGCAUCCUGAGAAGGAAAAUGGACUAAAGCCAUGCAAACAUGUUUAGUUCAUUAGAAUACUGAUCUGUAACUUCAGAAUUCAAACCUUUCCAUAGCUUUCUAUUUACUUUUACUUGUGGCUGCAGACAAGACCACUCCUGUAUCAUCUCACUUGCAGUUUUUGCUACGGACAUCAUUCCGGUAUAUGGUACUCCUUAAAUGGCUACUUUGUUUUUUUUUGUAGUUUUUUUUUUUUUU